AUGUUAACAAUUAUAUUACAUGCUGAUGGAUCCCCACUUGUCCGUAGCUCACGUCAAAGCCUGUGGCCAUUAUUUGCAAGUUUGAUCGAGAUUCCUCCACCAGCUCGUUAUUACCAACGUAAUAUUUUGACAUUAUCAUUAUGGUCGAGUAGAAAAAAACCGGAUAUUGAUAAAUUUCUUCACGGUACUAUUGCACAACUGGAAACUCUAAUGCAAUAUGGUACAAUGAUUUUAUUGGAUGGACAACAGCAUCGAUUUAUAGUUCGGAUACAAGGUUUCAUUGCUGAUCUUCCAGCUAAAUCACUUUUCUUGAAGACCAUAAACUUUAAUGGAAAGUUUGCUUGUACGUGGUGCUUGUCUUCUGGUGAAUAUGAUUCAAAUUGUCACAUGACGAUGUAUCCAUAUGAGAAGAACCAAAAUACACUUCGGACACAUGAUGAGUUUGUUCGUACCGGUCAAUCAGCAACUUCCGAAGGUGAUCGAGCUGGCCAUGAGGUUGUCAUUGAUGGAGUUCGAGGUAUGUCACCAUUGCUAUCUAUCAUUAAGUAUCCAAUUGGUGUUCUUUAUGAUUAUAUGCACCUUGUGUGCAUUAAUCAUAUUUCAACAUUAGUUAAACACUGGCUAGUUUUCAUGAAAGCAGCUGAUGUUUUGUUAAUUGAUGAUAAGUUGGCAAGACAGAAAAUCCCUCACAAUUUCAAUGUUCGAUUUGACUUUUCUAUUAAUGAAAUUAAUAAAUGGAAGGCUAAACACGGCCGUCUUUUCACUUUGUAUAUUGGUCUCCCGAUUUUGAUUAAUGUAUUGUCUGCACCGCAUCUGCUUCAUUUUGCUGCUUAUGUAUUAGCAAUUAAACUUCUACAUGUACCCGAAAAUGAUAGGGAGAUUGAUCUAGCAGAACAAUUAUUGCAUUUUUAUUGCCAGUCAUCAUCGCUUAUUUAUGGUCCAUCUAUAGAAUUAUAUAGUCUUCACAGUCAUCUUCAUUUACCCGAACAAGUACGCCAUCAUGGUGGAUUAUCAUUUACAUCGGCCUUUGCAUUUGAAUCUUGUAUUAGGUAUGUGAAAAAAAAGGCGCAUGGCAGUCGCCACCUUGCUUCACAAAUUGGAUACUGGACGGAUAUGACUGCAAUCAUUAAAAUACCUGAAUUAAACGUUCAACAAGCACGCGGUGUUGAUGAAAUAUUGCUCGAAAACGAAUUACUCGAGGAAUUUCGACCAAUCUUAAGUACACUUCUCGGAUCUUGCACGGUUAAAUUUUACAAGCGAUUCAAGAUUCCCUUCAUUACGUUUCAUUCAACAUUAUAUGAUAAACCAUUUAAAUGUGUUAGUCAUGUUAUUUCUUAUAGACAUAAAUAUAGUGAUACUAUUCUUUUUGCUGAUUGUAUUGUUUUUCUUGAAUUUAAUAAGAAUUAUUUUGCUUUUAUUAGAAAAUAUCAAGAAGAAGCACAAGCAAAUCGUUUAUCGUCUGUAAUGAAGCUGUCGAAGAAUGAUACUUGUAAAAUUAGUGAACCUCUUGAUCGUUUAUUUUCAAUGCAACUCAAAUCGAACUCAUUUGGAAUAAUAUCUAUGUCGCGUGUCAGAUAUAAAUUUGAUGCUCUCAAUGAUUUACUGGAUAAACAUGUACUUGAUACUUCAGCGGUUGAUAACAUCGAAAGUGUAGAUGAAGCUGAUGCAUCUGAUGAAUUAUUAUUGUCGUCACAACCAACACCAUUAACACCAGGAACAAAGAGGGCAUUUAAAGGAAGUUCGUCUACAAUAUCAUUAUUAGCCAAACGAUCCAAAAACAACAAUAAGACAAAAAAUUAUAUUAAUAAAGAAAAAAAUGAUGAUAAUGAUGAUGACGAAGAUGAUUAUAACUAUUCGUGUUUUCAGAAGAAUGUUACGAAUAAACUGGAUCGUAUUGAAGUUGAUGGAAAAUACUUCAGACAAAUGUUUGAACAACUUAAAUCUUAUCAUGAACAACACGAGCAAACUCAAUUACUUAUUCUUGAAAAUCAAAAAAAGAUUAAGAAAGCUCUUUUGAAGCAUAAAGUAAUUCUUAGUGGUUCUAAUGACUUUCACUAUCUUAUUUCGUUUCAGAUCUACGUAGAUGUUGAAGAUUCAACAUUAUCAGUAACUAAUUCUGAAUCAAUCAAUAGUGAGGAUACUUUUGCUUCGGAAUUGGUAAGAUCACGCCUGUAA
This is a messenger RNA of Rotaria sp. Silwood2, 2175 nucleotides long. Lineage: Eukaryota; Metazoa; Rotifera; Eurotatoria; Philodinida; Philodinidae. The record is from the annotation of a GenBank genome assembly.